This is a messenger RNA of Ixodes scapularis (black-legged tick), 873 nucleotides long. RefSeq names its product elongation of very long chain fatty acids protein 7. Gene Ontology annotation, cellular component: endoplasmic reticulum membrane. Gene Ontology annotation, molecular function: fatty acid elongase activity. The record is from RefSeq and is a predicted model, not a curated record. The coding region runs from base 1 to 873 and encodes 290 amino acids. The transcript has a single exon. Lineage: Eukaryota; Metazoa; Arthropoda; Arachnida; Ixodida; Ixodidae. Gene Ontology annotation, biological process: sphingolipid biosynthetic process; fatty acid elongation, saturated fatty acid; fatty acid elongation, monounsaturated fatty acid.
AUGCCGACCAACUUCUCCGAAGCAUGGCAGUUUCUCAUGUCCAAGCGAGACCCAAGGACAGCGGACAUGCUGUUUGUGGGCGACGUGCGCUUCAUCGUGGUCGUCCUGGGACUCUAUCUCUACAUCGUGUACCACGGAGGGCCGAAAUUUAUGAAGAACCGGGAACCCUACAACCUGAAACCGGCGAUCAUGACGUACAACUUCGCGAUGGUCUUCCUGAACGCAUUCUUUAUGGUCAAGUUCUUCCAGCACUCUUUCGUGUAUGGAGGAUAUAGCUUCUUUUGUCAAGGGAUGACGCACGCCACGGACAAGCACUCGCUGAUCCUGCUCGACUACGCUUGGUGGUACCUCUUUGUCCGGAUCGCCGACUUUCUGGACACCUUCUUCUUCAUCUUGCGGAAGAAAUACUCACAUCUCUCCGCCCUCCACGUUUCCCACCACGGGCUGGUGGUGUGGAGCGGAUGGCUAUGGAUGGCCUUCGGCAGCGAUGGUCAGCCCAUACUCGGACUUUGUGUGAAUGCCGGGAUGCAUGUCAUCAUGUACACUUACUACUUCCUGGCUGCCCUUGGGCCCAAAGUGCAGAAGUACCUCUGGUGGAAGAAGUACAUCACCACGCUCCAGAUCACGCAAUUCGUGGUCCUGCUCAUGCACAUCUGCAUUCCGCUCGUGUACGAUUGUGGCUAUCCGGGCGUCAUGAUCGCAAUGGCGUUUGCCCAGGGUCUUCUGGGUCUUGUGCUCUUCAUCAACUUCUAUAUUCACGAGUACAUGAAGCGGAAGGUGCUCAAAAAUCCCGUCAAGAUGCUGGACAACAUGUGCGUGACCCAGUCGCAGACUCCCGCAAAGGUUUCUGGUGAUAGGCCGAAAAAGGCGUGA